This is a messenger RNA of Halichondria panicea, 6877 nucleotides long. RefSeq lists its product as uncharacterized. The record is from RefSeq and is a predicted model, not a curated record. The coding region runs from base 92 to 6712 and encodes 2206 amino acids. The transcript is spliced from 42 exons. NCBI's taxonomy places the organism in Eukaryota, Metazoa, Porifera, Demospongiae, Suberitida, Halichondriidae.
GUGGGCUCUAGUUAGAAAAAGUUCAAUUAACUGGAGCUGAUUGCAGCUUCUUCACAGCAAGCUCUAUAACCAGAAGUCAACCAGCACAAGCAUGGCGGGCAAGAAGCAAGGCAGAGCGAAGGUUCAAGAGGAGGGCUUGGCUGCACAAUUAGCAGAAAUGAAUGGAGAUCUAAGCGAGAAAGACUUGAAGGAAAUAUUGAGAUCUGCAAGCUCUAUAGGACGUGUCAAAAGUGCAGGGGAGUAUGCCAAAGACAGGGAAGUUAGCAUCAAGACUCUUUUGCAGGUCCCUAUGCUCCACCCACACUCAUCACAGGCACAGACAAUAUCGGACGAUGUGUCCACCACAACCAAGCCCACACAUACUCCUGAGAACAUGCCUCUACUGUUGCACGAGUUUUACUGCCAGCGACUACAAGAGCUGGUCCAAUUAAAGCACACCCUGUUAGUGCGCUGGUCCAGGUUUGCAGUGGGUGCUCCUAAAGUCAUUGAGGAGCUGCAGGAACAAUUCAAACUGAGAAUGGAGUACCUACUACAUGAGUAUAACCACACACUGGAGCGUUCUCGUAUUCUCUCAACGUCUGUGGAUGCUGUGUUAGCGGACAAGGCCACACCCACUGGUCAUGUGACUGAGGAGGAUGUACUGACGUACCUACGCUGGGUGGUGUAUCGACAACACGUCAAUAAAGAAGUAGCAGGAUUCAUCAGAUCCCUGCAGUGGUACCCAAUGAUCUAUUAUGACCAGUUCUCACACGCCCUCUCUGCCAGCAAACAAACUGAGCCUGUGACCAACAAAAAGCUGGCUUUUCAAACGUCACGCAUCAGGCCGACAUUUUCAUCACUGCUGAGGCCACCGGGCUCCCUAGGGGGAUCCCCCAAGCAAGGGGGUGUGACCAGCUAUCAGAAUGAGGGCGUGGCACUCCCGGUACUGACGACUAGUGUGAGUGACCUACAGUCGCUGAUACAAGAGCUGUCAGCACACUACACCAUAGAGGGGGACUCCUCAUUGCGUAGUCAGGCUGAUGAGCUGCAACUCUACCAUCGUGCUAAUCGGAGGUUUCGUGAAGUGUUCCUCUCACAGGAGACCUCCUACACUCUCCACACGUACGAUCGGUUCCCUAGCACCGGCUUAAAGAGACAACAAAAGUCAAAACUAACGUUUCGGAAGCCGUCCAAUUGGUUGGAGUUUGUGAAAAUAAGAGCACGUCCUGAUCCAGUGCAUAUAGUGAGCUACUCUGCUAUCAGACAAUCAGUGUCAGCUGUAGAUGAGUUCCUCUCCCUGAGCUCACACUGCACACACCUCCACUCCCUCCCACGUGUCCUCUACGCUCUCCGUCAGCACUACGUGUUUGUGAAAGCCACCUCCUCACACAUCACACCCCUUACACUGUCGGGCCCCACCACGUCACAUGACACCUCCCUCCUCUGGAAGUGUAUCUACUCCGGAGUGGAUAGUAGAAAUCCUCUAAGCAGUGAAGACACGGCUGAUAGCUCCACCUCGGAUAUGGGCGUAGCCGAAACUGACCACACCCACUCAACAGGGGGUGGUUUUGACGUCAACGCGGCCAUGAAGCUCAUCCACAGCACUGGGAGCAGGGCAGUGAGUGCUAAAGCUCACCACGCACCAAACGAUGCUCACUUUGCUUUCCUCAUGCUGAGACAUCUCAAAAUAAGAGAAGAGAGACAAAAGUGUCUCAAUGUGCUCAACUAUUUCCGAUCUGUCGAGCGUACCUUGACUAUUAACGAGGAGGGGAUGACGGGAGAUGGUUCCCAUGGUGACCAGAAGUCGUCACGGACGACAGGUGGUUUAGAUCAUCGCCACCUCUUCAACACACCAGCAGACUACAUUGUUGACCAGGCUGAGUUUAUGACGUACAUGGAAGUGGAAAACCAUGACGAUUUCUACUCAUUUGAGGCAUCCAAUCAGAUUAGAGUGUGGGACCAACAGGGAGCGGGUGUGGUCUAUGACUCGGCACUGGAGGAUCUGUCCAACCUUGAGACAGAGUUACUGACAGUGGGUUCAUACUACCUCUCCAAGGGUCCUCCACGUAAAGACUCCAAUCCUCAUCACCGUGACAACACGAACUUGGACGUGGGGAAAUAUGCUCAAGUGUCUGUGGACAGGUUCACUCUCCUCUGGGACUUGUGGGCAUGGGAGGCACAGUUCCUACUAGCCAAGAUGAAGGUAAUGAACUGCUACCUGGAGUGCUACCAUCACACAAUGGACAGACAGGAGAGGGGCAGACUGGCGGAGGUGAUCACCACUCUACUCUGGUCAAGGCCUCGAUACGACCACAACGCUAAGUACUUCAUUGAGAGCUAUGAGGCUGAGGUCCAAUGCUUGGGCCUGUACAGUGACCUGUUGUGUGAGAUGGUGUGUGGACUAUUGGACAAGGAGAGGGCCUACAAUCAGACCGUCUGUGGGCGAGAGAGUGGCUCUUCCCCCAUGGAUGGCAGUGGUAGUGCCACGCCCCCUCCCUACGGCAUGCCACGCCCACUAAUAGCCAAACAGCUGGUGUCACUGACGGGUGAUCGUCACCUCCUAGUCCACUCAUAUCUACUGGAGACUGCCGUCUGUCUGGGGACUAUGGGGGACCUCCAUCAGACUAUAGACUGGAGCCUGGCUGAGACUAUCAAAAUACACGGUGUGAGUUGUGUGAGGGACACCCUCACUCUUCACACACAGCUACUGGAGGCAAUAAUCAACGACUGGAGGGAGCGACCAGACAUUGGCUCAGCCUACUCUCCUGAACUGCAGACACAUCUCUUCACUGACACUAUUGUUGAAGACCCCAAAGUUAUUGCCGACCUCUGUGUAACCCAUAGCAACCGAGCAGCCAAGGAGGCGGAGCUAAAAGGAGCCCCACCCAGAGAGCAAAUCAUCACGAGGUUACUAGGCUGGACCCAGGUAGCGCAGUUGGUGGUGACAAGAUAUUCACUCACUUUAAUCUGCUCUGACUCACAAAUUCUCACUCAACUCUACAAACAACAACUAGCCGCCCUCGAUCAGGAACCCUACCACGCCCACCUCCGUUAUGUGCCCUUUGACCUCUCGCUACGGCUACCCGCAGAUAAAGAUCUUGAUUAUUUCGUGACAAAAGUUCGUGAGAGUAGUGGAGGUGGUGAGAGGUGUGGAGUGGGGGCGUUGAAACUGGCUGUGAAAGAACUCGACGAGAAGCAUGUCGGUGUGUUCAGCUUCAGGACUAGGGAUGGAAUCAAUAAGGUCCUCUCCAGUGCUGGCAAUCUAGACGCUAUCACUGUGACAACUAGUUGCCAGCUAGCCCAUCGCCACGCUCUUGUUGUAGCAUGUCAGCACAAUCACAUCAUUCUGAGUCAUGUUGCACCAGGAGCGGGUGUGGCCACCAGCUCCAGUAUCAUUGGAUCCGUAACGUCGUCCGCGGCUACGCUACCCUCUCCAGUCGACCAAUCAGAACUAAGCAAUGCUCUCGUCAGAAAAUUGAAGAAAAACUUUGCCUCAAUUCAAUUAGAAAAGGGCCCAGUGAGAGACUACAUGUUAGCACAGUUCACCAAGCAACCCUCGGCAGUGGUCCGAAGCCACACUGACCUCAUCUCAACCAAAGCAGCACUCAUCAAUCAAUUCUCCAUGAAUCUCACUCACACACUAUCAGUCAAAUCACUGCGAGUGCAACUAGUCCAUCACUUCACCGACUUACAUCACCUUCUCAACCAAUUCCCUGCUAUAAAAUCCUCUUUCUUUACUCUCGGCAAACCAAGGGAGGUUGGAUCAGGCACUUAUAGAACUGGCUCCGCCUCCUCUAGUCGUAAGAUAUCUCUACAGAGGAUACAGGAAAUGGGCGGAGUCUUAGACCCUCGGCAAAUAAAAGCGAGACCUCCGUUAUUAUUGGAUAAAGAAGGAGAGAAGCUAAUGAAUCUCUGGUACCUACCACAUUUUACCGAGGUGCUGGAGAUGUUCUCUGGGUUACCACUGGACAAGGCCAGACAAUCUCUAGAGAGAUCAUUGUGUCUUGUGUCAGCACUGCACAUGCUACUCCAGUACACGUGUGCGUACGUCCGACUAGGCCAUGCCCACCCCCAGGUAGUGGGUGGGGCUUGGGGUGGAGUAGAAAGCAUUGGUUCUUAUCUGCUCCAACUUCAAUCUGAAAUCAGCCAACUCAGCAAUCCAACUAGUCCAGAUGAGGUCGGCCGGUAUCUAUGGUUACGGUGUAGAGUGGCCCAUUUGACCCAUGACCUCACUGUCCGGCAUCACCUACGCAAGUCACUACUCCACAAGGAACAACAGAAGGCAACACAAUUGCUGGACAGUGUUUCUGUGCCGUCCCUUCGUAGCCUCCACCCCCCACACUCCUCACACCUCCCACACCCCCUACACACCCUCCCCGCCUCACACACCUCCACACUCGUCCCUCGUGCCUACUUUGACUCGACACACCACCCCCUAUCAAUCACGUCUGACCACACCCACCGAAUAGGCUCGUUUGUGUACGGAUCUCUGGCAGUGUUUGAGAGGGAAGAGCUCAACUUGGCACAUGGGGAACUACUGGCUAUGUCUCUUCAUUUGGAGGAUGUGCUCAAGACGAGUGACCUCCCCCCCUCACAGGGUCACACCUCACACACUCAGUCCACACGCCUCACAGUGGACGCAUCUCAUCAACACAUGCCCUAUCAUCGUAGUCGCCACAGCACAACUUCCACUAUUUCUCCGACAAAUUCCGCCUACUCACGUCGUCAUUCAUCCAUCUCCCACCCACCGCCCACGCUCCCCUCCCUCACACUCCUCACACCCCCACUGGAAAGUGCCGAGCUUUUGGUGAAAUUCCUCAAAGUGUCGUACCAGUUAGAAAGGUUAAAGGUCGAGUGGGGGUUAAAGGUACUCGGUUCGAAGGCAAUAAAGAACAAGAUAGAGUUGACGGUGGUGGAAGAUGCGUACAGAAACAGAGUAUAUAACUGGGCACGAAAGUGGGUUGCUAAGCAACAGAUAAAGGAACUCAAUCGGAUGCAAAUAGAGACAGACUCUAUUGAAACCUCCUCCACUGUGACGUUCAUGACUGAAACCACGGCAACAGACCACACCCCCUCUCAGCAACUGGAGGAGUCGAGCACACUCAGUGAGCUAGCACUGGAACAAGCACAGGUGCUGCACUUGUGUGAGCUGCUGGACGGUGUUCUGAUCCAGGACACACUGAAGCACUUGUCCAAGCAACACCACCUCCAACUGAGUGAGCGUGAGAGAGACCACACCUCCCUGCCCCUCGACCUCUGGAGGAAUACGGCCCUGAACACUAAGGAGAUCACUGGCCUCUCCCGCUCUCAUGUAGUGGAGGACUUUGUGAGGUUACUAGAGAGUAAGAUGACCGACACUGGAGGGGACACCGUGUCCCUGUGCAAGAGUGAUCUCAAGGAGUGUGUACAGCGACUGGCUAGUGGAGUAAUGGCCAGAGAGAAGGAUUGCUAUCACCUGUAUGGCUCCUACUAUGAAGCCUUGCUGAGGAGUCAGUACAAUCAGCUAUACCUCAAGAACCAAGAGAUAGACCACUAUCGCUGUGAGGCUGAGGGGAGUGCUAAUCAGAGCCGGGAGGAGACACUGCAUGUCAUGGCAGACCACACCCACCAGCUCCUGCUAGAGCUCACAGCCCUCCGCAGCAAAGUGACGGAACUCAGUCUUGAGUUAGCGGCAGCAACAAACCACACCCACUCACAAGCCCAACUAGAGUACAGUCAACUAGUUGACAAUCUCUACUCUGCUACUAUGGCAAUUAAAUCUCGUUACGAAGAAUACAGAGGUCGUCUCCAUGGAGAUAUGACUCGGAGCUUGUAUGAAGUACGACAAUCUGUUGCUGAAAGUGUGAAAAAGAUGAAAGAAAAACUUGAGAUUCACGGUGGCGAUGUUACUAUAGCAACUGAUGGAGCAGUAGCAGAUGACAUUGCCAUGGUUACCCGGCUGAAAGCUGAGGGAGUGAAAGAUAUACAACAAGAAAAUGCCGAGCUCAGCAAAUUAAUGAUCAAGAUGCGAGCAGUGCAUGCCUGGAACAGUUACAAAGAGGGUGUGGCACAUCAACACAAGGUGGCUAGUCUGGAGGGGCAGCUGAACACAGCUAGAGCCGGGGGUCUAGAGCUGAGGAUGGCAACGGAACAAGAGAUCACCUCCCUCAAGCAACAACUACUCGUGGCUCAGAAGAGUCUCGGUCGAUUGGAGAAAGAGGGUGCCGCUAUCAAGCAUCACUUGGAGGAAGAGAGACGUAAAAAACAUCUGUCUGUCAAACAAACAUCAAAGGCCCAAGAGUCAUCGUUUAGGGCCAGAGGUGAAAGGUCAAAGGUGGCCAAGCUAGAACACCUGAAACAAGAACUGGAGGCUAAAGAGAAGCUGUUGAAGACAACAACAGACGAGAAAAAAGUUGCUAUAAAACAAGUAACGGCAGUCAAAGUUCGGAGUUCAAAGGUCACCAGAGACUUGAAGCACCAUCUACGCCACGAGAGACACUUAAAGAGUGAUGCAUUUCAUCAGGUGGACGAACUGUUAGCACAGGUGGAAGAGUACACCCAACAGGAGAGCAAGAUGGUUCGCUCUUCCCUCCAAGCAUUUAGCCACACCCCUUUAGUGUCCUCCAUGCCCGCCACCUCAUCACCCAGGGUUACCAACGGCUCUAAAAGACGUCCAACCUCUGUCUCAGGUCAGUCUGCUGGAGUGGAGACCAUCGACCUCAGUCAAGAGAUACUAGCUCUGAGACUCAUUUGAUAGGACCUUUACUGCAUACACAUGCAUAUACAUGACUAGACCUUCAUUAUAGACCUUCAUUAUAGACCAGAUUAAUGCAAUUUCAUUCUUUUUGUCUGCCAUUAUAAGGCACUCCCAUCCCCUAUUGUAUAAGAUACUGAAUAUUAAUACUGAAAAUAACGACUG